This is a messenger RNA of Penicillium hordei, 663 nucleotides long. RefSeq lists its product as uncharacterized. Bases 1 to 663 code for a protein of 220 amino acids. NCBI's taxonomy places the organism in Eukaryota, Fungi, Ascomycota, Eurotiomycetes, Eurotiales, Aspergillaceae. The transcript is spliced from 3 exons. The record is from RefSeq and is a predicted model, not a curated record.
AUGUGUUCUUCCAACAAACACCCGCUCUCUAGAGCUCGCAAGACACAGGUCCUUAUCUCGGUGAUUUCGUGGCCGUGCGCUCUCGCCACCAUCUUUACGACUCGUUAUAGCCCUCUCGCAUGGAUCCAGUUCGUUGCAAUCACGAUUUCUAGCAUCAUACCUGCGCUCAUGCUCUUCUGGUAUCGCAAAUUCGGAAGUCAUUCUUAUUCGCCCUUCGAAAUCGCCAUUGAUGGCGCAGUCACCUUACUCCUGCUCGGGGUAUACAUUGCCGGAGUUGUCAUCCUUGCUACUCAUGAGAUUAGGAGAUGGGAUUCUCCAUGGGACUAUCGGCUUGCUCUCGGUAUCCCGCAGGUCUACUCCAAUCUCUCAUGUAUCGUCCUCAGUCCGUUAUAUUUACGCUGCUUUGCUCAAGGGUACCUACACCAAUGCAUCCAGCCUAUGCUCAAGGCCGGCUGUGUCAAUUACACCCUUUGCCCAGCUUGUGACAAAUCUGUGGAUGCUCCUAUGACCCAGGGUCUGGAAGCGGGACAGGAAAGAUCCACUGUCUGGACAGAUAUUCCUGAGGGUUUUUACACUGAAGAUGUUGAAUCCCAGCUGUUGCUACCUGAGAACUCCCUGGACGAGGAAGGUAAGCAGACUACUGGCAUCGUAACCAAUAACUGA